Messenger RNA from Paramecium sonneborni, 2436 nucleotides. NCBI's taxonomy places the organism in Eukaryota, Ciliophora, Oligohymenophorea, Peniculida, Parameciidae. The record is from the annotation of a GenBank genome assembly.
UAAUGAUAAGCGACGAAUUGACUCUAGAAAAAAUAGAUUUUGAUUGGGUAAAUAGUCAAACAAAAGUUGCUCCUCUAAAAAAGGCACUUAAACUAUUAGAAUUAGAUGGAAAUUAUUAUACAGAUUUAAUUAAAGCUGUCGAAGAAAAAUUAGUUUCCAUAGAUCCAAAAUAUGCAAAAGGUAUUUUAAUAUUUAAUUUUUAGCAUCAGAAGUAGUUAUUGAUCCAAUUGUAAAGAAAUAAGCAUAAAUAGAUGUUGAGAAAUGGGCUGAGAAUCCAACUUUGGAAAAAAAUAAACGAUUGGCUGAAUAAGAGAAAAUUAAGGGAAAUGAAGCCUUGAAAUCAAAUGAUCUUAAAGAAGCUAUAAAUUAUUAUACUUAAUCUAUUUAAUUUGAUAGAUAAAUGGCUGCUUCAUAUUGCAAUAGAGCAUUAGUAUAUUUGAAACUUAAAGAAUAUUAAAAUGUUAUCAAUGAUUGUGAUUAUGCUAUUGCACUUCAAGCAGAUUACACAAAAGCUUAUCAUAGAAGAGGAAAAGCUUAUUUUGCUCUUAAAUAAUAUGAUAAAGCUUAUUUAGAUUUUAAGUACAUUUUGUAAGUUGAACCAGACAAUAAUGAAGUAAAUGGUGAAUUAAGAGAAUGCAGAAAGUUUUUGACAGAAUAAUAAAUAAAUUCAGCAGAAAGUAAUAUGAGAUUUAAACUUUAGAUAAAUAAUUUAUUGAGAAAUCAGGUGGUUUUAAGAAAGUUCAAAUAGUAGAAGAAGAUGAAGAGGAGGAAGAAAUACCUAUUUCUAAAUAAAAAUAACCUGAUUACAGUAAAGAAUAUAAUGAUAUUAUGAAUAAAAAGAAUGAGAUUACAAAUAGAAUACAAAAAGGAGCAUAUUCAUAGUCAAUAAUUGAGUUAAUAGAAUUAUUAAAAGAAAAUUAGAAAUAUGUGGAAUAAUAAAAAUUUAUAGAAUUGAGAGCAAUUUUAUUAAGUAAUUUGGCUUAUUGUCAUCUGUAAUUACAGGAAUAUUAGAAAGUGAUUGAGUAUUGUGGAAAUAUUUUAGAAGAUAAUAUUGCAUGGGAUAUAAAAACAAAAGCUUAUUUAAGAAGAGGAAUGGCAUAUGAAAGAUUAGAUAAGGUUGUUUUAAGCAAAUUAGAUUUCUUAAGGGUUAAAGAUCUAGAUCCAGGAAAUUUAUAAGCAUCAUAAGCACUUGAUAGACUAUCAAAGAUAAUGAGUUAAGAAGAAAAUAAUAAAGUUGUUAAAAUUAGAGAAGAAGAAUAAAAUAAAUAAGAAAUUGGAGCACAAUCUAAAAGAAUUGAACAACCUAUUAAGUAAUAAUAGGAAGAACCAAAAAAUAUAUAAAAAUAAUAGCCAGAAAUUACAAAGAAAGCAAUAUAAGAGGUAGAUAAUGGAUAAAAAUCUAAAUUAUCUGAUGCAGAAAUCUAAACUUAAUUAGGUAAACUAAAAGAAUAAGGAAAUACACAUUACAAAGCAUAAGAAUUAGAGAACGCUAUUUAAAUUUGGGGUGAAGGAAUUUAGUUUUAUGAAGCUAAUCCAGCACCUUCUUAAAUUUAACUUUAUUUCUAACUCUUAACUAAUUCUUGUCUUUGUUAUAGUUAAUUAAAUUAAAAUAAUUAAGUAGUUGAAUUAGCAAGUAAAGUUCUUGCUAAAGAUUUAAAUAAUCAAAAAGCCUUAUAUAGAAGAGGUGUUGCUUAUUCUAGUUUAGCUAUGAUAUCAGAUAAGUUAGAAGAAUAAAAUGAAUUAUUUGGAAAAGGAAGAGAAGAUUUAGAAAGACUUGUUUGUUUAGAUUCAGAAAAUAAAUAGGCAAAAGAUAAAUUAUCAGAAGUAUAAAAAUUACAUGCAAAUUGUAGAGGUAAAUUGAGAGAAAAAUAAGAUGCUCAACCAAAAUAAGAAAAAAAAGAUGAAUAAAAUAAUAUUUAAUAAGAGAAAUCAGAAUAAUAAUAAUAAGCGAAAAAUUAGUAAACAAAAUAAAAAAGUGUUAAUUAAUAAUAAAUAGAUUAAAUUGGAUAAAACCUAACAGUCAAUGUGAUUUAAGAUUUAUUGAAUAAGAAAUAAUAACCUGAAACUGCCACUAUAUUUGAAAAGAAUAUGAAUACAUUUAAAAAGGCAACUCCUCCUUAGAUUAUUGACUAUGUAUUUUAAGUAGAUAAUCUUUAAUAAUUGUAUGCUACUAAAGAUUUGCCAACAGAUAUAUUAUUUUUAGUAAUAAAUGCAGGUUUAGCUUUGAAAUAAGAUAAUAGUUAUAACAAUAAAAUACAAAGUAUUUAUUUUAAAUUAUAUCUUAGCUAUUUUGAGAGAUCGUCUUCCAAAAACAAAUAAAUUCAAUCUCUGUGUAAAUAUGAUUUCAAAAAAAGAAAAAGGAUAAAUAAAAGAAUUAUUAGAGUAUCAUUCACUAAAUGACUUGUUUAGUGUAUAUUAGAUAAAGUGAUAAAUGAU